This is a messenger RNA of Sorex fumeus (smoky shrew), 1774 nucleotides long. RefSeq names its product H2.0 like homeobox (gene HLX). The coding region runs from base 64 to 1539 and encodes 491 amino acids. Gene Ontology annotation, molecular function: DNA-binding transcription factor activity, RNA polymerase II-specific; sequence-specific DNA binding. The transcript is spliced from 4 exons. Lineage: Eukaryota; Metazoa; Chordata; Mammalia; Eulipotyphla; Soricidae. Gene Ontology annotation, biological process: regulation of DNA-templated transcription. The record is from RefSeq and is a predicted model, not a curated record.
CCCUGCCCGCGCUCCCUGCCAGCCCGGCCAGGCCGCGGCGGCCGCUCGCCGCCGCCCGCCAGCAUGUUCGCCGCCGGGCUGGCUCCCUUCUACGCCUCCAACUUCAGCCUCUGGUCGGCUGCGUACUGCUCCUCGGCCGGCCCGGGCGGCUGCUCCUUCCCGCUGGACCCCGCGGCCGUCAAGAAACCCUCGUUCUGCAUCGCGGACAUCCUGCACGCCGGCGUCGGGGAGCCGGGGGCGGCUCCGGAGGGACUGGUGGGGGCCUCGGCCGCCGCCCUCACCGCGCACUUGGGCUCGGCGCACCCGCACGCCUCUUUCCAGACGGCCGCCAGGUCCCCGCUGCGGCCCACGCCGGUGGUGGCGCCCUCCGAAGUCCCGGCAGGCUUCCCGCCGCGGCUGUCCCCACUCUCCGCCGCCUACCACCACCAUCACCCACCGCCGCCGCCGCCGCAGACGCAGCCCUCGGCCCGGCCCGGCGCCCCGCAGCAGCCUCCGCCCUCCGCGGCCCCGGCCCGAGCGCUUCCGAACGCCCACCAGAGCGGCUCGGUCCCGGCGCCCUCCAGCAAGGACCUCAAAUUUGGAAUUGACCGCAUUUUGUCUGCAGAAUUUGACCCCAAAGUCAAGGAAGGCAACACGCUAAGAGAUCUGACGUCCCUGCUCACCAGUGGCCGGCCGGCGGGGGUGCGUCUCCCCAGCCUGCAGCCCUCCACUGGCCAAUUCUUCGCGUCUCUAGAGCCCAUCAAUGAGGCUUCAGCCAUCCUGAGUCCCCUAAGCUCCAAUCCAAGAAACUCAGUGCAGCAUCAGUUUCAAGACACAUUUCCAGGUCCCUAUGCUGUACUCACCAAGGACACCAUGCCGCAGACCUACAAGAGGAAGCGCUCCUGGUCACGGGCAGUCUUCUCCAAUCUGCAGAGGAAAGGCCUGGAGAAGAGGUUUGAGAUUCAGAAGUACGUGACCAAGCCAGACCGAAAGCAGCUAGCAGCGAUGCUGGGCCUGACCGAUGCGCAGGUGAAGGUGUGGUUCCAGAACCGGCGCAUGAAGUGGCGGCACUCCAAGGAAGCCCAGGCCCAAAAGGACAAAGACAAGGAGGCCGGCGAGAAGCCGUCGGGCGGCGCGGCGGCGGGGGACGGCGAGGCGGAGGAGCGGAGCCCUAGCCGCUCGGAGGGCGAGGCGGAGAGCGAGAGCAGCGACUCUGAGUCCCUGGACUUGGCCACCAGCGACACGGAGCGGACUGAGGCCGCCGCCGUCGAGCGAGCUCUGCCCCCGACCACGGUCAUCAAGGCCCCGGCGUCCGGCGCCCUGCUAGCGGCCGGCAGCACGGGCAGCGGCGGCAGCGGCGGCGGCGGCGGCAGUUUCGGCUUCGGCGGCCUGGGCAGCGGGUGCAGUGGCGGCAGCGGCGGCAGCGGCUGCAGCUCCAGCGCGGGGGCCUCCGGCAGCCUCACUAGCGGCGCGGCCGAGCUGCUCCCGGAGCCGCAGCCCGCCGCCAGCAGUGCCCCGCCAAGCCCUGAGCCGGCCCAAGCACCCCUCGGCGGUCUAUAGACUGGACGAAAGUGCAGGGGCCUGGGACUGACCGAGGGCGCGCGCCCUGCCUCCUCCGGGCGCCUCUGCCGGCACGUUGAUCCCGGGCGCAGCCCCCGCUGGGUGCAGCCCUCACUGCUCCGAGCAGAGUGUGUGUGUGUGGGGGGGGGCGGGGGGUCUCCGCACCCGGCCGGAGGCACCCAAUGCCCACCGAACACUCACCCCUCACCCCUUGCAAGCCCCUCACUCACACUGU